GUGACCAUCUUGGUACUACAGGGCCGGCUGGACGAGGCUCGGCAGAUGCUCUCCAAGGAAGCCGACGCCAGCCCCUCCUCUGCAGGCAUGUGCCGAAUCCUAGGGGACCUGAUGAGGACAAUGCCCGUUCUCAGUCCUGGUAACACCCAGACGCUGACAGAGCUGGAGUUGAAGUGGCAGCACUGGCAUGAGGAAUGUGAGCGUCACCUCCAGGACAGCACGUUUGCUGCCAGUCCUCACCUGGAGUCUCUCUGCAAGAUCAUGCUGGGAGAUGAAGCUGCCUUGUUGGAGCAGAAGGAGCUUCUGAAUAACUGGUAUCAUUUCCUAGUGACCCGGCUCCUGUACUCUCAUCCCACAGUAAAACCCAUUGACCUGCACCUCUAUGCCCAGUCCAGCCUUGACCUGUUUUUGGGAGGUGAGAGCAGCCCAGAACCCCUGGACAACAUCUUGUUGGCAGCCUUUGAGUUUGACAUCCACCAAGUGAUCAAGGAGUGCAGCUUCCCCUCACAAGGCCCUAAGUGAGCUGGCCAAUGCUUACCUCGAAGUUUGAGUCACACGGGCUUCAUUCUGAAGUAGGAACAAGACAGAGUUUCAACUGCAGGGCCUUUACACUGGCUGUUGCCCCUAUUUUGGGAGGGCUCCUUUUCCUUGUCUUCCUUUGUCCUCCCCUCCUCCUCCAGCCCUCUGUUCAAAUAACUACUCCCUCUUGAUUCAUUUUCUAUAUGGAGCUUAUUCUAGGAGGGUGGACUGUGCAUGUAGUGUAUGUGGGAAGGCAACUUGUUUUUAUGUCUUGUAGGUUUAUUUUAUUUUUUUCUUUUUUUAAAGCUUUUUAUUUAUUUGAGAG
This is a messenger RNA of Leptonychotes weddellii (Weddell seal), 844 nucleotides long. The record is from RefSeq and is a predicted model, not a curated record. Lineage: Eukaryota; Metazoa; Chordata; Mammalia; Carnivora; Phocidae.